Molecule: messenger RNA, 1554 nt
Organism: Hippoglossus stenolepis (Pacific halibut)
Lineage: Eukaryota; Metazoa; Chordata; Actinopteri; Pleuronectiformes; Pleuronectidae
Gene: c2h19orf67
Product: chromosome 2 C19orf67 homolog
Exons: 8
Coding region: 58-1191 (377 amino acids)
Source: RefSeq, a predicted model, not a curated record
GUCGCAGUGACCGUUGACCUUCUGACCGAUCCUCCACCAGAGAUGAUUUCCGUAUAAAUGCGGACUUUAGCUACAGCAGAAGACAUGACAGGUGUCGAGGGUCGAGUUGAGCUCCAGCUGGAAAACUCCCCUCCGGGACAUGAAGUGAUGGGGGAACGGCCGCAGGAGGACGUGAGCGCGGCUGAGGGGCCGUCAGAGUCCGGGGAGGGCGAGUCCAACUCCGGCCAGAGAGGUCGAGUAAAGUCUCCCAUAGCCGAGCUGGAGGAGGAGGAUGACGCACCGCUGUCAGUACUGGCUGACGUCGCUCCGGCGCCACCCCGCGGUGAUACUGCGACCUGCAGCUGGGACAGUGAGGCCCGCAGCUGUCCUGAGCUCGGACAUCAGGAGACAUGUGUCCAGUCCAUGCGGCUGCAGCUCCAGUUCCUCCUGAGCCAAGCCGAUGACUUGAUGAAUGGGCAGGAUGAUCGAGAGAGGGAGGCUCAUGCUGCUGCCGUACCAAACUUCCUGUGGACCUGUCAGCCUUAUUUUAACUAUGUGGAAUCCACAGCUCAGAGCAGCCUGAUGUCCCAGCACACCCCUCUGCCUUAUGACAUCCACACAAAGCUGUUAGACUUCUCUCAGCAGCUGUGUGACAAGUUGGAACAGCUGGUGUUAACCCACGCCAGACACAGUCUCCUCUGUUUGGAUGAAUCUAAUCCUAACAGCUUGUCUCACUUCUGCAUCGGUCAGACUCAGCUUGGCCAACUGAGGCUGACGGCGUUUCGCUACUGCAAACCCACUCCGUACCUCGCCCAGGUUGACACAGGCUUGUACAAACGGAUGCGGUGGAACGUGGAGACGCUCCCAGACAAACCACAGCAGGCAGAUGAGAAGCAGGUUGGAGAGAGCGAGGAGGAGGCAGAAACAGUUAGAGAGACAGAGUAUUACUUCCUGUGCUAUGAGGAUAUUCCCAAUGCACAUGCAGAUGCUGAGGAUGAGAGCCAAGGGGACGUGGUGAGGAUGUGGUCCAUCGGUCGGUGGGUGCAGGUGAAGCCAGACCCUGACACAGAGGACAUCCAUGACUGGAUCACGUGUGAGCUCCCUCAGGCCGACUAUCACAGGCUGUUGUUCCUGGGCAGUAAGGAGCCGUCCAGCUGCAAUGCUACAGAGCUCCUGAAGCAGCUGCUGUUGUCAAAGCAGACAACACAGUGACGCUCGGCUCUGUAGGAGUGUGUGUGCAUCUGUGUUAUAGUGCACAUGACAUCUACAUUGAGGAUUCACACAGCAUGUGGAAAUGGACUGGACCAGUUUAGUUCACAGAGGUCGUUGAAGGUAAAUCCUGGUUUGAAAUGUGUGUGGCUGCUGGCACAGACACCUGAGCUGAAAUCGCCUCACACAACCUCAAGCCAAUUCCAUCUCCUCUGUCAGUUUAUGUAAAAAUAGUUUUAUGCUGUGCACCGAGUGUGAGGUUUUUCUGCACAAUGUUUGUCACUUUAAUCUGUUCAGUGUUCAUGUUGUAACCUUCAAAAAUAUUUGUAUAGUUUUUUAAAUAUUCUACAUUUUAAGUGUUCACAC